CUGGGGAAAAACGCGAAGCUCCUAUGCACCGCAGUCGUGUGUAUACGCGACGUGCGUGCGCUCCGGUGUGUGCGUUGUUUUAAGGAUUCCAAAUUUUCUCUAUUGCGCACCCAUACGUACGCAUGCGGGCGUAUAGAUUUAUGUAUGCAUAAUAUAUAUGUCACAUGCUAUACAUACCCCAUCGAUAAGGAAAAGUCGAAAUUGGUGGCAGCAUAUACAUUUAGGGCGAAUGCGGUCAUGAGGUGGAGAAUCGGUGCGAUGGGAGCGAAAAUUGAGAUUGAGAGGAAGCGUGCAUGCGUAUGUGUGGCUGUGUGUGUGCGCGCUGGCAGUUCACUGGUGUGGCAGAGUGACGAGAUUGAAUGGAACAUAAAAAAUGCAGCAAUAAACAAGGGGGGGAGGCGCGCGCGAGAGCAUAAAUGACCCGAAGAGCUCAUAGAUUGAUAGGGAUGACAUCAUUUCUAUAUAUUUACCAAGUAUAGAGCGGGCCACCGACAUACAAUGGAGCGGUCUGUAUGCGCGGCGCAGCAUUAUUGGUGUUUGUUAGUAGCGUUUGCACUUGUUGUGUUCGACACUGCUAAAUUCUCGCAAUUCGUGUGUCAGAUUAGGUUUAAACUAGCUAGAUAAUCGCGGCUGACCUCUCUGUAUGGUUUAGAAGUGGACGGGGUAUAGCAGACGGUCAAAGUUUUCACAAAAAAUCGGAAGACUCACCCCGUAGGGCUGGGCAAGGGCUGGGCCAACACCUCGGUUCUCAAACAUCAUCAAGUGCAGAAAUCAAGAUGGCAACCGAAACCGAGACGGCAACGAUUCAUACAAAUGGUGGCCUGGAAACGGUAUCCGAGGAGGAGGGCACCAAGCCGCGCCCGGCCGACAUUGAGGCGGAUAUGCGAGAAAUGGAACGCCGCAAGCGGGUGGAAGCGAUCAUGAAUUCGCGCCUGUUCCGCGAGGAACUUGAACGAAUCGUGGAUGGGCAGAUGCGCGAAGGAUCGUCGACGAUACUGCAGCAGCUGUCCGAUAUCAUGGGCAUGCCGGCCGCCCGUAUCGGUAGCGUCUUCAAAAGCUCCAACUGUGUGGUACCGAUCAACGACAUCCGUGGCGUAGAGUCGAUGAGCUACGAGAAGGGUGAAAAGAUACUGCGCUGCAAGCUGGCCGCCACCUUCCGGCUGAUGGAUCUGUUCGGGUGGACGCAGGGUAUCGCGUGCCAAAUUACGGCCCGCCUGAAUGCCGACCAGGAGCUGUUCCUCGUCAACCCGUACGGUAUGCUGUUCCACGAGAUUACCGCUUCCUCUCUGAACAAGGUGAACAUGCAGGGACAGAUCGUCGAACAUGGUACAACCAACUUUGGCAUCAACACUAGUCAGUUCACCCUCCACUCCGUAAUCCAUGCUGCCAGACCGGAUAUUCGUUGUGCAAUAUAUGUGGCUUACAGUGCCGUAACCGCCGUAUCGGCACUGAAGCAAGGAUUACAGCCGCUCACGAAGCACACUGCCCUCCUGGGAGAACUAGCCUUCCACACGUAUGCCGGAGCACUGAACGAACCGGAAGAGAAGGACAAAUUGUUGCGCAGCCUCGGACCUGUCUCCAAGGUGUUGCUGCUGUCCAACCAUGGAGCAUUGUGUUGCGGCGAAACUAUCGAGGAAGCAUUCUACCAUGUUACACACAUGGUACAUGCCUGUGAAGCUCAACUAAAGCUGUUGCCGGUUGGGUUGGAGAACUUGAUUUUAAUUCCGGAGGAAACUCGCAAAGCUAUCUACGAUGCGGCUCGCAAACCAUCCGGAGAAGGCCACGAGGCAGCUGCUGCUCAAACUACGGAUAAUAAAGAAGGACAACUUUCGAAAACCCCGAAGUGGCGUGUUGGUGGUUCCGAGUUUGAGGCCCUUAUGCGUAUGCUCGAUAAUGCCGGCUUCCGUACCGGGUACAUCUUCCGCAAUCCGUUGAUCAAGGGCGAUAUUCCAAAGCCACGCAACGACAUCGAGGUACCACCAGCAGUGUCAUCAUUAGGCUAUUUAAUCGAAGAGGAGGAACUGUUCAAGCAGGGCAUUUGGCGCAAGGGAGACCCGCGCAAGGUUGGCGAUCGCACCCGUUGGUUGAAUUCGCCGAACGUGUACCAGAAGGUGGAAGUGCUAGAAACCGGUACACCGGACCCGAAGAAGAUUACCAAGUGGGUCGCGGAACCAUCUCCAACGCAUUCGUCAACUCCGGUUAAGAUCGAGCAUGCGCAUCAGUUUGUUCCGACCAACACCAAUCCGAGGGAAUUCAAGAGAAUUCAACAACAGAUUAAAGAUAACCGCCGCGCAGAUAAAAUAUCGGCUGGACCACAGUCACACAUUCUCGAGGGUGUCUCGUGGGAUGAGGCAAACCGGAUGAAAGAUGCAAACGUGUCCGCUGCUGGGGACCACGUCGUACUGAUGGGUGCCGCCUCGAAGGGUAUUAUUCAGCGUGGCUAUCAGCACAACGCCACGGUGUACAAGGCACCGUACGCAAAAAAUCCAUUCGAUUCCGUAACAGACGACGAACUGAACGAAUACAAAAAGACGGUCGAAAAGAAACGGCACGGUGAUGGCACCGAUACAGAUUUCUCCGAAUCGGAAGCACUUAGCUCAUUGCAGAUUAGUGGCCCUGCCAAGGGCGCAUCGCUCGUCAGCCCGCCAAGUCAAUCGGAACAGGAAGACACAACGGCAGAACAUCACGUCCUAAGAAUAGAAACUAAGCAAGCGCCCAAACCAAGCCAGCCAGAGGUAGUACUAAGCGACGGCGAGCAAGUACAAAAUGGCGAACAAUCCGAUGCACAUAUGAGCACCUUCUCGCACAGCAGCAAAGAGUUGCAGGAUAUUUCUACCGAUGGAUCCCCUAAGAAGGACAAGAAAAAGAAGAAGGGCUUAAGGACACCAUCGUUCUUGAAAAAGCGAAAGGACAAGAAACGCGUCGAGUCCUAAAUGCGUUGCUCCAUUCGCUCCAGAGCAUGGACAUACAAUGGCUGACAGAGCAUAUAGGGGAGAGGAGGAGCUUUUGUGUUUUCUUCAUAAAGUGACGAGACACCUUUUUUCGUGGGUGUUUUUCCUAACACUCGCCGGAAAAAAGUAUAGUAACGAUCUUACGCGUGUUCGUUUAAUUUUGAAGAAAAUGCAAUGCACCAAUAUCCAUCACACGAUUUCCUGUACGACGAGAGCCGCGCAACCAACACGACUCGAUCAUAAAAAAGGCCCAUUAUUAUACCCCGUAUUAGUAUGUAAGUUUGCUGUCUAGAAGAGCGAGAGAGAGAGAGAGAGAUAGACAACAAACUAUUUCUUUGUUUUUUUUUUCAUUUGUAUUGUUUUUCAUUUUAUUUUUACAAGUUUUGUUUGUUGUAAACUGUUUUCCCCCCCUUCGUUAGAGCGUACAAUUUACUGAAAAGCAUCAUCGAAUGCAGAAAAAGGUUAAAACACAGUUGAAUACUUGGCAACUGGGGGGACACGGUGUGUAUGCAUGGUAUUGUAUGAAAUUGGACAAGUGCUCUGAAACUGAAAGAAUACACAGUUAAAGUUAGUAAAGCGCGUGGUAAGCGUAAUAUGAAUUGCUAUUUAUGAAUCAGGCACGAUGAAAUGAAUGUUAUGUAUUUAUGUUUUGCGGGCAAAAAUCGCGCAUUAAUAACAAGGCCAGAAUAGAGAAAUUCACACCAUAAUGCUGCAGCACGCACUGGUUGUCCAGUGUGUGAACGUACGUGCCGUUGAGGGUCGUUCGAUUACGAAUUUGGACAGUACUGUCCCGGCUGCGCAGUUAUUGAACGUGAAUACAAAAAUCCAAGCAGAAAGAGCUUUUUGUAUGUGGUGUUUGCUGCAUCUCGCUUUCAUCUGUUUAUCUCCCCCACCCUGCCGUAGACAUAAAUGCGAAUAUGCAAUCGCUGAAAAUGAUAUAUAAUGUUUUUUUUUCCUCUUUCUAUUUUUAUUUAAUUAUAACUUUAUUAUAAUACAUACGAUUGCAGUGUGGGUGUGGUGAGCUUCAAAACAGGCUAAAACAAAUAGAGAAAAAACACACACGAAUUCAAUGAUAUUUCGCCUGGACUCAUGGAGGGCAAAUGGGAGUAUAAACUGCAUAAACGUUGACAAUGAACUUAUUCAUCCCGCGCAUUACACACAAUGAAUGAAGCUGAAUCACUUCGAAAGCAUUGCCAGCUUUUCCUUCGUAAAUGAAUGAUAAAACAAACAAACAAACACAGCCGAAAAUAAAUCGAAGUAGAUAUACUGAAAAAAAAAAUUAACAGAUAGUUAGAACCGAACGAGAAAACGAAAAAAAAAACGAUGAGAAACAAUAGAUACAGAGCAAAAUGGAGAUCAUGGUGGGCAUCUCUCGAUGUGCCGCAUGCUAAAAGUUUUAGUAAGAAAUCAAAAUCAUCCAACAUGUAGCUUCUUUCCGUUUCGCAUCCUCUAACGUAUAAUGUACUGCAUCUUCUUUGGUCACCCACCCAUAUUCACGCCAGGGUGGCGAUUCAGAACGAAAGAAAUAGCAUAACGGAUCAUCUUCGAACGAAAUAAUAGAACGAAUAACUUAAAGAGGAAGGAAGCGAUAAAAAGAGAAUAGAAAAAAACACACACAAGAAAAUCAUAACGAACAAGACGUUAAACUAAACUAGCUAAGAAAGAAGUCAGUUGAACAUGAUAUAUAUCCCCACACAAGUUGUUGAAAGUGAUGGUGAACUAGAGAACGAGCGAAGGAAAGAGGUGAGGAAACGCAUUUGCAUGGCAUGCUAAGAUUGCAUAAAUAGCUUUUUUACUACCGAUGAAACGUCUUCGUUUUAUUUUGUUUUGUUUAUUUUGUUCGCUGUGGCUUACAUUUAAUUAAUGCGAGAAGUUUAAUUUUACGUGCUACCCGUUGCUACUACUACUACUACCGCCUUUAGCCUUUUCGUGCGUAUUUGAUAAAUUGGUAACAUUAGCCGUUUGUUACCAUAUCGUGUGAUAGGAUCGCUUCUCCUGACACUGGCGUACUGUGAAGGCGAAGCUUUAUCGGUGUGCCGUGAAAUUAAAUUACAACUAGACGCGUUGCGCCUCGGAUUUCAUACGCGUACCUCGACAUUUUACUCCUCUUCAUAUGGCCUCUAUUAGGAUGUUUCUACGUCAGCUGUUCGGGUUUGUUACAUUAUGCCCCGGUAGUAAGGAUACGAGUACUUUGUGCAUUUAAAUUUGUUUGCUUCCUUCUCGCCGUAAGUUGCGCCAGACGUUCGUUAUUGCGUUUAAAUAUAAGAAGAUGGAUUUAAUCCUAAGCAAAACAUCAAAACCGUAUAGUGUGUAGUAUGCGGUAUGAAGGGGGCGCUAUACGGUUGCGUUUGCUUGCGUGGGCCUAUUGCGUAUGUGAGUUGAAGUGUAGCUUCUGAUACGCAACGAUAUUAACUCGUCUGCCGAAGGAAGCAUUUAUCGAUAAGAUUUCGGUGAAACGUUUAAAAUUUGUUGUGUAUGUUUGGUUGUUCUUUUUAUCCCCCUUUUUUUCUCUCUCUCUCUAGAGGGAACAAUUUUCAAUGAGAAAAGAAGAGAGAGAGAGAAAGUAUUGUGUAAGCUUUUCUGCUCUGUGCUUUUUCUUAAAAAAUCUUUCAUCAACAUAUAGGAUAUUUACAAAAAGAAAACAAGAAACAUGAAAUCCCGAAACUCGUAAUAAACCAUUUUACUGGUUCGUCUCGUGCUGAUAGAUGACGUUCCCUGAUAGAACUUAAAAAAGAAGGGAAAAUACAGACCAUUAGAAUGGAAGAUAAAAGAAUUGGUAACACGUGGUGCGUAUGAUGCUUUGAAAGGGAAAGACGUAUUUUGUGCAAAAGCGAGUGCGUGUGUAAUGCAAAUUAAGAGAACCAACAGUGACUGCUUUUUUUUGUAAGUGAGCAUAUAUAUAUAUGAAUGUACAUCCCUUGUAGGUUCUGAUCGUUCCUUGUGCUAUUUUUUUCCUAUUCGCAAAAUUGAUAUAUGCAACCUGGAACACCACAAGACGCUACUCGGUUCGUGUUAAACUAUUUCGAUGCUUGAAUAUUAUUUACAAAACGGAUCGGAUUAAACAACAAAAAAUGCGAUAGGAAAAUCCCUGACAAUGACAAUGACCACAGCACACAGCAGAGCGGCAGAUAUUUAUUAUUAUUAUUAUAUACUAGUGUUACGUGGCUGGUUUUCGCAACAACAACAAAACAGUGAUGCUUUGAAAUAUGGAGUGGUGUGUUUGAAUAUUGCGAAAAGAUUUGGAACGAAGAAACAAAAAGGAAAAGGAAAAUCAAAAUUAAAUAUUGCUUUUAUUUCUUGUUUGUUCGUUUUUGCAUUUAAUGAAACAAUUAAACGAAAAGCCACACACGCGAUCUUUCACACUGGCGCAGGCGUAAAAGUGUGUGUGUGUGGGUGUGAGGAAUUUGUUUUGCGUGGUUCGAUUUUAUUACGAAUUAUGGCUUUUUUCCUUUUUUUUCGUGUGUAGGAUUCCGUUCCGUAAUACCAUUUGCUGGCACAAAUUUAGCCGUUAGUGAAGUAAAACACAAAACGCAAAUGAAAGGAUAAAUAAAACAAUU
Messenger RNA from Anopheles moucheti, 6508 nucleotides. RefSeq names its product protein hu-li tai shao (gene hts). The transcript is spliced from 12 exons. The record is from RefSeq and is a predicted model, not a curated record. Bases 777 to 2933 code for a protein of 718 amino acids. NCBI's taxonomy places the organism in Eukaryota, Metazoa, Arthropoda, Insecta, Diptera, Culicidae. Gene Ontology annotation, cellular component: postsynaptic density; plasma membrane; cytoskeleton. Gene Ontology annotation, molecular function: actin filament binding.